AUGGCGUGCCAAAAGAGGAAGGUGUUGCGGUGCAUAGAAAAUUGCAGUGCUUAUCCACCAAUGACAGAUCUUAGAGCUGUCACUCUCAAAUUUCUGCUACCCAACAGAAUGCCCCACCUUCAGCGAUGUGAUCCCAAAAUAGUAAAGAAUCUAAAACACUACUACAGGAAACACCUUAUUCCUAAGAUGAUCACCUGGUACGAUGCAGGAAAGGACGUGGAAGAGUUCAAAAUGUCCCUUCUUGAUGCAACCACAAUGGUUAAGUUUGCAUGUUCCUGUGUGAGAAAAAGAGACAACAAAAACUGCUUUUGGCACUGGGGAUUCAUCUGGUCAAGUGAUGCAGCAGAAGAAGAGGAAGACAUUGAUACAUAUGAUGAAGUCACACGCUUGCAGCAGCUGAACAUCAUUGACUCCGAAGCGAUCAUUAACGUGGACGGUGAUCUUGCUAUCACGAGAUGCCAGCAGAGCCAGAAAAUGAAGUUCAGGCUAGACAGGAAGAAAAUGAUGAUGAUGAUUGCAGACAGGAGUUACCAAUUGUAA
This is a messenger RNA of Limulus polyphemus (Atlantic horseshoe crab), 540 nucleotides long. RefSeq lists its product as uncharacterized. Gene Ontology annotation, molecular function: nucleic acid binding. The transcript has a single exon. The record is from RefSeq and is a predicted model, not a curated record. Lineage: Eukaryota; Metazoa; Arthropoda; Merostomata; Xiphosura; Limulidae. Bases 1 to 540 code for a protein of 179 amino acids.